UAAUACUGCAACAAACAAAAUGUGGUUCAGAAGAGGAUAUACCGGUGGUGGAAUCGGACAUGUGACGAAAAAUCCUACAUUUGAUCAUAUCGCUGUUGGCGAAAACGGUGUCAAACCUCCAAUAAUAAUCUACAAGUGGCCCUCGAUGGAUCUUGUGACAGUUUUGCACGACGGCACGUUAAAACGCUAUUCCCAUUUAGUAUACAGCACGGACGGUCUGUUACUGAUAUCGCAGGGAGGUGAUCCAGAUUAUACAAUAACAUUUUGGGAUUGGCGAAAGUCCGAAAUAGCAUUAAAAUGCAAAUCGUACAAUCGAGACAUUUACAAUGUUACAAUAUCUCCAUUGCUGCCUGAAUAUUUGGUCACAAGUGGAUCGGGACAUAUAAAGUUUUGGAGAAUCUCCGAAACGUUUACCGGGCUCAAGUUAAAAGGCGAAGUUGGCAGAUUUGGUCAGACGGAAAUAUCCGAUAUUAUUGGUGUAUACAUUAUGCCAGAUGGAAAAGUUGUAUCGGGCUGCGAAUGGGGGAACAUUUUACUGUGGGAAGAAGGCCUGAUCACUCUUGAAAUAUGUAAAAAAAACCGACAGCCGUGUCACGCUAAAGCAAUUACACAAUUUGAAUAUAUAAAUGGAGAGCUUGUAACAGUUGGCAUGGAUGGGUGGAUACGAAUUUGGUUCUACAAAACAAUAGAUGAAGCGAAUUCCCAAAGUGAGGACUGUUUUUUAGAAAUGCAACCUAUCUAUGAAUAUCACGUCAGUGAAGGUGAUGAAGCCAGCAGUUCGAUGCUUAUGUGUAUACGAAAGCAAGAACCAGACAAUCCAGAAAGUACAUUCUGGUAUGCUCAAGAUGGAAAUGGUGGAAUUUGGUUAAUAGACUUACACACCUUCAAAGCAGAACCACCUCGAAAAAUAUUUACAUGUCCUGCGGGAGCUAUAGUUGACAUGGCUAAUGCAACGUGGGGUCCUUUUCUAGCUACGCUCAGCAAAGCUGGACAGCUACACAUUUAUAAUUAUAUAGAGAAAAGAUUAAUUUUGACGCACAAAUUUAAUGACAUUGGCAGUCAAAUCGUGUGGUUUCCAUGUCAAGUUGAAGCAACAGGAUCAACACUCGCUUGUGCUUUUGAAAGUGGCGUUAUUCGCAUAAUAGCCGCAGCAAUAUCGGUAGCUAACACUGCUAACAAUAUAAAAGGAGAUUAUAUCAGAUUAAUUCAAGUCACAAAGCCACAUAAGCUCGCAAUAACUGCAAUGUCUCUAAAUCCAUCGUACAGCUUGCUGAUAACCGGUGGCGAAGAUUCAACCGUGUUCAGUUUCACUAUUGUAGUGACGAAUGGUUAUCCUGUCAUUAUGCCAGUUGGUUUCAUCAAAGUACCUUCAGAAGUCACAUGUCUCACGUGGAAACCGCAACGUGAAACAACAUUAUUAAUUGGAUGUUCACAAGGAGACUGCGUGGAAGUUACAUUACCGAGUACACCUCAAUCAUAUACUACUGGCUCGUACGAGCUCGUUCAGUGUCAACCAGAAACAUUUAAAUUCCAUUCUACAAAAUCUGCUAUUCGGAGAGAAUUAAUACGCUUAAAUCGGGAGAAGGAGAAGGAAGAAAAAAUCACGAGGAAGCGCGAAGAGAUGGCGCGAUUAAUGGCUGAAAGCCCCGGAAUGGAAAUCGACGAAGAAGACUUUCUCACUAUGGAAGAAGAGCCGUUACCGGAAGUAUAUAUACCGAAAAUACCGAGCAAAGUGUUAAUGGCGCAAUACAUCGAUCAUAACAUUAUUUGGCUAUCAAUGUCGGGAUUUGACGCAGGAUACAUGUACGAGUAUUCAAGCCCGGAAGUUACUGCGACUGUUGAGAAGGAACCUGUUAAAAGUAUCGCGAUAUACGACGCAGAUGACACAGAAAUACGAAGCUGUCUAUUUUACAAUGGAAGGAAGUACGUGUUCUUUGGAAUGCAAUAUGGUCAAAUUCGAGUUUGCAAAUGGAAACCUAAAAAUUAUACAGAUCUCUCGGACUACUGGAUACUUCCAAUGCAUGAUAAUUAUAACGGAUGCAUCCCGAAGAUGAUUCUCAGUCAUGAUCGAAAGAUGCUAUUUACAUGUGGAUACGAUGGGAACUUAUUUUCUUAUGAAAUAACCGAUGAUACACCGUCAGAAGCAAUCGAAUUUGAAAUAACCCAAGGAGUUGUAUCUUUGCCGCUCACUAAUGUUGAAGAUAUUAAAGAGAUCGAUUGUGCAAGUUUGGAAGAAAUGAUUCAACAAGUUGAACAUGAUAGGAUUGCAGCUGCUGCAAAGCAGAAUAAACAUCAGAUUUUGGAGAUAUUAUUUAAAUUAAGCAAAGAAUACAGCACGAUUGUGGAGAGGAAUGACGCUCUGCCAAAAUCUCAUCAAAUGACUCACGAAGAGUUUGAGUUGGAUUCUAGAAUCACGGCUGAUUUGAAUAAAGAGCUAGAUGCAGAAAUGGCUGCGGUGCGAGAGAAAUUGGCAUUUAAAGUGGAAAAGAAUGAGCUUGGAUUACAAAAGCUUUUAGAACACUUUAUUAAACCUGUCAUGUGUUUACCGUUUGUCGUCUGCAAAAUGUCGAAACCAGAUAAUAUAAUAUAUUCUCUACGCCAACGUAUAUUGAAUACUGAUGUUAAGUUAUCGUCGAUCGAUACGACAAAACAUUCACUCGAUACACAAGUGAAUGAAAAUAGCAUUUCGGACAGCCAAAUGCAGCUUGAUAAAGAGAAACAACCAGAACAGGAAGAAGAGAUAUCGGAAGUAGAAAUAGACGUAGCGAAAGCAAAAGAACAACCAGAUUUCUUGAAAGACGUAAGCAUUAAAGACGCAGAUAGUAGCCUCAGAAUACAGUUGAAUCAGAUGUUACGUAAAUACAUGCUGAGGAAGACGAAGCUAGAAGAACGAGAAAAAGAAUGGAAGAUUAUAUAUAAUAAAAAGCCAGAUAUAUCUAGCACUCAUACACACGAUAUACACACUAUAGAGGAAGCAACAAGAACUAUUGGCGAUUACAAACUGAAGACGUCUUUAACUGUUAAUUUGCUAUCGGAUGAACGGGAUACUAUCUUUUCAAAGUAUAAAGAAUUACUACACUGUAGGAAAAAGCUUUAUUAUCUACAAGAGGCGUUUAACGAGAGAUUGAAAGCUGUGAGAACGGAAAAAGAGCAUUUGCACGCAGAAGUUUUACGUUUAAUAAAAUCUCUCAAACAAAUUCACACCGAAAUACCAUUGAAAAGCAUCAAAUCUUUGCCAGCCAUCCCUGCGUUGAAUAUUAAUAUAGAAUUUCCCGAAAGAAAAGUGAUGAUAGAGGAAUAUGCAUUAAAGGCAGAGAGAGUUGAGGAUGCGGAACGACAAAGAUCACCGAGUCUUCUAGAGCAAAUAUCUAUUUAUUCCGAUGAGGAAUACGAAGUGUUACUCUUGGAUGAAAAAAUUUUAGAACAUGUAAAAAUCCCUAAUAAACCAGCGGUUUCACAAAGAAAAAUCAAAAUCAAAACUGCUGUGCAAGAUGACAUAACGUUACUUCAUUUAAAUGACGAUAUCGACAGUCCGUGGGAACGAGAAAUGAAAUAUUCUCGUAUGUUACGCAAAGAAUAUGAACAAGAUUGUAUAUUACGAUACAUAAAAACCAAUUGUAACAAUUUAGACCAAAAAUUAGACGCAUUAGAACACGAUAGAUUGAAUAUCGUUGGUGAGAAUGUUAACAUCAAUUUAUUCUUAUUAACACUUCGUCAAGAAUAUGCUAUUUUGAAAGAGUAUGAAACAAUGGAAAAUGCAUUGAACGAUCAAGUUAAUUGUAAUUUAGAAGAGAUCGCAGCAGUAAGACAGAAAAUAAACACAAUCACCGAUAAAAUUGAUGUUAAAACCAAAGAAAUUACAAAAUUGUAUAAUCAGAUCAAAGAUAUUUCCUCUGAAUACAUGAGUUUGAUAAACAAUAAUAAGUUUCGCAAUUUUCUGUGUAAAAUAUUUAAGAAGAAGUACAAAGAGUUAAAAGAAGAAGAUGAAACUACUACGACAACGACUGAAACGAGUUCAGAUGAAACGGACAGUGUCAACAGCAAAGAAUUAGACUUCAUUUAUUUUGACGAAAAUGUAUGUCCUCCGGGAUGUGACAAAACAUUAUACGACUUGGCGUUUUCGACGAGAGAAAAACGAUACGCCUGUGAACGUCAAAUAAAAGAUGCACACCAAACUGUAGAAAUCCACCAUAAAGAAAUUCAAACUCAGACGAAGAAGCUAAAAGUUAUAGAAAAUAGUUUGAAGAAAAAUGAGGAAAAUUUAAAACUCUUUAUACUCAAGAAACAGACGAAAUUAAACGAUGUGGAUGUUAUGGUGCUAAUGAAUUUGCACCAGCUGCAACAUCUCAAGGAAUCCAAGACUUUGUCCAAGGUGUACAACUGCAUUGUAUUCGAUAAAAAGAAAUUGUCUAGAUUGUAUGCAAGGAUACAAGAGCUGUAUGAAGAGACCCUUGAAUUGCAGGCUAAACACAAAUGUGCUCGAGCGCACCUCCAGAGAAUACAGCUCGAUUGUCAUCAUAUGCGUGCUAACAAUAAAAAUUUGAAAAGUCAAAUAAAGCAAGAGAUAAUGAAUAAGUUUGGCCAGAAUAUAUCUUUAAAUAAAUUAUAUGAAAUGAUACUCCGGCGACUGGCAUACGAUAUUAAGGCCCGCUUGAAUGAGACAGCAAUAUAUUUUGCCAAGCAAAUUAAACAUAUCAAGGAGAAAUAUGCAGAAGAAUUGGUUAUAUUUAACAAACUGAUUCGGGAAAAUACACAAAAGUUAAGCUUUGCGACUGUUUUAGUGGAAGAGCAAUCAAAACUUAAAAAAUUAUUGAAGCAACAUGUCACAUCAAAUGAGGAAAUCUUGCAACUGGAAGAGACGUACAAAAGUGAUAUAAUAAAGAUAGAGAAGAUUCUUGAAAAUCAAGCACGGCAGAAAUAUCUAUUUCGGAAUGAUAUUAAGAAUCUUAGAUUGAAAACAAAAUCGCAGCAUAAUCAAUUUAAUAAAAUAAGGAGGAAUGAAAAAGAUAUCGAGCUUCAAAGCGAAGAAAAUUCUAAUCGCGACUGGUAGAAUGAAGUAAAAAUAUAAUAAAUUAAAACUUUUCUAUAAAUACUAAAAAUAAUGCUGAUUUGGUAGAAAAAUCAGAAUCAAUUGUCAAGAUCUCUUUUAUAAAUACAGUGUUUUAAAACAUGAUUCCGCGUGCGUACAAAUGCUAAGUAAAAUAUAAAAGAGCUUUGCGAUUAUUUUAUAUUUCUACAAAUAAUUACGAAAUAAAUUGAAUAAAAUAAUUUAUUAAAAAUACCUUAUCGGUUAAGUAAGUUUGUUCGUUAAAAAGCACGUUGUUUUUCUGUUUGUUGCAUUUUAUUUAUCGCUUACAUAUAAUAACUAUAUGUAUAUGAGAACUGUACAGAGAUACAUAAUUUUAUUUACUACUUAUGUGAAGAGCACUCUAAUAAUAAUAAAUAAUAAUAUAUUUGCUUAUAAUAAAACGAAACAUACAAAUCAUUUCCUGUAUACGAAUUCCUUCUUAUCAUACUUACGCUAUGUGUAAAAUUUUUCGAUGAAAUUAAAAGAAUCUAUACAUUAUUUCUUAGCAAGACUAAAUAUGAAGAAAUAAGAUAAAAGUGCUUCUUCAAUAAACUUUUCAAAACAGCUAAUUUACAGAAAUAAUUUAUUGUUUGUAUCAACAUUUGCUCCAUAAACUCUUUAAAUACGACUAAUAAAAAUCCUCGGAAUGUUAAAACACAUGAAAAGAACAGUUGCAUGUGAAAUUUCAACUCAGACUAGAUGAUGGUCAUCAUUAAAAAUUAAAUAUUUCAAUCAUAAUACACUUAGAAAUUAAAUGUGUCAACAAUGCUACACUCAGACCUCGAUACUCCACGUACCGAUAAGAGAAAGAAGUAUGAAAAAAAUGCAGAUGCGUUGUGGCGGAAUUAAGCAUUUAUUUAUUUUGUGUUGUAUCGAAAUCCAAGUGUAAUCAAAGACAGUGAUUGUAUAGAAAGAAUAGUAAAAAUAGUAAUCAUAGUAAAAAGAUAUUAGUGAUAAUGACAGUAUUAAGGAUAGCAGUUAUGGUAUUAAUAAUAAAAUAUGAACAAAAGUAGCGGUAGUUAACAGUAGUAGUAGUAGCAGUAGUAUGGCGACAAUAAUAGUAACAGCUUAUAUUUUCUUUCUGACCCUUUCCGAAGAUAGCUAGCUUACAAUAGAAAUCGACUUUUUUUGAGAAAAAAGCGUUUAAAUUAAACGAUAUUAGGCGAUCAGCAAAAUAUAAAUUAUUUCGUGUAAUAGCAGUUUUAAAAUACCGAUACUUUGGCAAUUUAACUGUAAAUAAUUAACAAUUUUUGGUUUUUCUCAUAUUAAUUUUUAAAUUUAAUAGAAAAAUAC
Linepithema humile (Argentine ant) is the source of this 6361-nucleotide messenger RNA. NCBI's taxonomy places the organism in Eukaryota, Metazoa, Arthropoda, Insecta, Hymenoptera, Formicidae. The record is from RefSeq and is a predicted model, not a curated record.